CUCGAAAUCAAACAAACGGGGCUUUAUAAUCAUUCAAAAUAAGGGGUUAUUCUUGAUACGAUAUAGCCGCUUCUACCCGGAAUAUCUUGAUAUCUUACGACUCUAAUCAUGACUGACAUUUUUAAACUCACUCUUCACUAUCUCCAUAAAAAGCUUCUCUGACUACGGCCUAUCCGGAAAUGUUCCUAGACUCUCCUCAAUCUUAAUUUUGUAUCCUUUCAAACAUUAACCACGGCUGUCUAGAAAUGUCUGGUCAGAAAUAUGUCAUAGUUGGCGCUGGUCCCGUUGGAUCUUUAGCUGCGUUAUACGCAGCUAAGAGAGGUCAUAAUGUCGAGAUCUACGAACUUCGAGGGGAUCUACGAGAUCCCUCAACAACACCCCUAAACUUCACUAAGUCCAUCAAUCUGGCUCUUUCCGAAAGAGGUAUCAACGCUAUGCGCAAUGCCAACCACCAAGAUCUUCUUGAUCAUGUAGUGUCAGCAACAAUUCCAAUGCGGGGAAGGAUGAUUCAUGGGAGGCGGAAGUCUGGUGAAUUAUAUGAAGAGUCCCAAGACUACGAUAUCCAUGGAAGGACGAUAUUCGCGGUAGACAGAGCCGGUCUCAAUAAACGGCUACUAGAAAUUCUCGGCGAAAUGUCGAAUGUCAAGUUUUUCUUCAACUAUAAACUAACGGGUGCUGAUUUCAAGAGACGGAAGGCUUGGUUCGAGACCCGUGGUGAUGACUCAUCAUCGACUCGACCCGAAGAGGUCGAAAUCUCCUUUGAUUUCAUGAUAGGCGCCGAUGGAGCUCACUCAUCUACCCGGUACCAUCUGAUGAAAUAUACCAGAAUGAAUUAUCAGCAGGAGUAUGUCGAUACGUUAUGGUGCGAAUUUCAGAUCAAGCCGAAAGAUACAACCAAUCAGAAAUCAAAAUUCCGAAUAUCCCCGAAUCAUCUUCAUAUUUGGCCGGGAAAGCAGUUCAUGUUCAUCGCCAUACCCAGCGAGGACGGUUCCUUCACCUGCACUCUUUUCAUGCCAGGUGCUGAAUUCGCCAAGUUAGAAGCAGACUCGACUAGAUUGCCAGCGUUCUUUGAUAAGCAUUUUCCAGGUGUGACAACGCUGAUUAAGCCAAGCGAACUCAUUUCUUCAUUCGAGACAAACCCGCAUCUCCCGCUGAUUAGUAUCAAAUGCCACCCCUACCAUUAUUCCAGUUCUGUGGUCAUUUUAGGGGAUGCCGCCCAUGCCAUGGUGCCGUUUUACGGCCAAGGCAUGAACGCUGGUCUCGAAGAUGUCCGCAUCCUCUUUUCAAUUCUGGAUAAGUUCGCCGCCGUCGAGAAUAACAAUCCAGACGAUCCAGGAUCGGCGGAUGCCUCUUAUCAGAGGGGCUUGGCACUCGCCGAAUAUUCAGCUCUUCGCGUAGCUGAUGCCCAUGCAAUCAACGAUCUCGCUUUGCAAAAUUACGUCGAAAUGCGCGCUUCGGUUUUAAGCCCCACGUAUCGAUUACGCAAAUUCUUGGAGGAGUUCAUGUCUGUCCAUCUACCAAAUCUAGGUUGGCAGACCAAGUAUUCUCGAGUGAGUUUUGGAAAUGAAAGGUAUUCGGAAGUGGUUGCGAAAAGCGAUCACCAAGGAAAGGUACUCAUGCGUGGGUUCGUUGCACUGCUAUGUAGUCCCGUGGUGGUAGGGGCGUUGGGCUUGUAUUGGUCUCAGCGCCGAUCCUUUGGCCGCUUACCUUUCCUCGAAGCGAUUCGUAAUCUUGCGAAAUGAUUUCCGACUACCAUUUAUGUGGUAGGGGACUCGCCGCGCUUUGGAAGAGCUCCCUAGCACAUCUAGCUUUAGCUAUUACUAAGCCUCGAUGAAGCCCUUGGGGGGAGGAAAUGCCCCGCCGAUUUUGUAUUAUAGGGCCUACAAGGUAUUGUCCGCAUGCCGUACUCCACGCCUAUGGAUCCCCCAAGCUUCGGGGCUCUAGUAGCUCACCCAGGUACCUAAUGCAGUCAGCAAGUGGGGUAGGCCAAGCUGCAUCAGCGGACAUAGCGGACAAUUGAGCGGCAUCUUCGAAUCUAUCUUACACCUAAACCCUUUCAUGUGAGCGGACUUUAGUUUCCAAUACCAAGGAGAACUUGUUCGACUAUAUCGUAUCGCCCCAUGAUAAAAUCAGAUCAAUGAGUCAUCUUAUUAAUAAUAUGGAAGCUCAUGAUAUAAAGCCGCUCUACGGGGCACGUCGUAGUCGACCGUUGUCCGAAAG
Molecule: messenger RNA, 2220 nt
Organism: Hypoxylon trugodes
Lineage: Eukaryota; Fungi; Ascomycota; Sordariomycetes; Xylariales; Hypoxylaceae
Product: FAD/NAD(P)-binding domain-containing protein
Exons: 4
Coding region: 246-1742 (498 amino acids)
Biological process (GO): quinolinate biosynthetic process; L-tryptophan catabolic process; NAD+ metabolic process
Cellular component (GO): mitochondrial outer membrane
Molecular function (GO): kynurenine 3-monooxygenase activity; NAD(P)H oxidase H2O2-forming activity; FAD binding
Source: RefSeq, a predicted model, not a curated record